Molecule: messenger RNA, 2814 nt
Organism: Malania oleifera
Lineage: Eukaryota; Viridiplantae; Streptophyta; Magnoliopsida; Santalales; Ximeniaceae
Product: protein TOC75-3, chloroplastic
Exons: 7
Coding region: 120-2564 (814 amino acids)
Biological process (GO): protein import into chloroplast stroma; chloroplast organization
Cellular component (GO): chloroplast outer membrane
Molecular function (GO): protein-transporting ATPase activity
Source: RefSeq, a predicted model, not a curated record
GAAGGUGCGGAAGAUGUACUGCAUAACAUAUUUGUCUUUUUGUUAGUUCAUUUGCCCUUUAUCUUUGCGUUUCCGUCUAGUCUCUCUCUACCCCAGUCUUCGUCACCAUCUCCUCCAAAAUGUCGUCGAUCGGCGCGCGGGAGCUGCUUCUCACUCCCCCACUGGCUCCGUCCCGCUGCCCCCGGCGCAGAGCAGCCUCCGUCGCUCCAUACGCCGCCAACUCCAGCACCACCGCCUCCCCCUUCACCAUCAAAUGCGACCUAUCCUCUUCCAACCAAAACCCUGAACCCCUAAAUCGCACAGCAUUCUCUAAACCCCUCUAUACUCUCGGUAAAACCCUAGCAUUCUCCGCCGCCGCCACUACCGGCUUCCUCGUCUAUCUAUCCCCUCUCCCUUCUCUUGGCAAUGGCUCCGGCAGCGGCGGAGGCGGAGGCGGAGGAUGGGGCGGUGACGGCGGCGGGGAUGGAAGCGGCGGUGGCGGCGAAUUCUGGUCGAGACUGUUCUCUCAGCCCGCCAUGGCCAGAGAGGACGAGUCCGAAUCAUCCCAAGAAUGGGACUCUCACGGCCUCCCUGCCAACAUCGUUGUCCAACUCAACAAGCUCAGCGGUUUCAAGAAGUACAAGAUCUCGGAUAUUCUGUUCUUCGAUCGCCGGAGAUGGACUACUGUGGGCACCGAAGAUUCGUUCUUCGAAAUGGUAUCUCUUCGACCUGGUGGCGUUUACACCAAAACUCAACUUCAGAAGGAACUCGAGACCCUGGCAACGUGUGGAAUGUUCGAGAAAGUGGAUCUCGAAGGGAAAACCAAUCCGGACGGGACCAUAGGGGUGACGAUAUCGUUCACGGAGAGCACGUGGCAGUCAGCGGACAAGUUCAGGUGCAUCAACGUGGGGCUUAUGCAGCAGUCGAAGCCCAUAGAGAUGGACCCAGACAUGACCGAUAAGGAGAAGCUGGAUUACUUCAGGAGCCAAGAAAAGGACUACAGGAGGAGAAUUGAGAGGGCGAGACCGUGUCUAUUGCCAGUGGCGGUGCACCAGGAGGUGCGGCAGAUGUUGAGGGAGCAGGGGAAGGUGAGUGCGCGGUUGCUCCAGAGGAUCCGGGACCGGGUUCAGAAGUGGUACCACGAUGAGGGGUAUGCGUGUGCGCAGGUUGUCAAUUUUGGGAAUUUGAACACAAAGGAGGUCGUUUGUGAGGUGGUGGAAGGGGAUAUUACGCAGAUGGUGAUACAGUUUCAGGAUAAGCUUGGCAAUGUAUGUGAGGGGAACACCCAACUUGCUGUUGUGAGGAGAGAAUUGCCCAAACAGCUUAGACAAGGACGUGUUUUUAACAUAGAGGCUGGAAAGCAAGCUCUGAGGAAUAUAAAUUCUUUAGCAUUGUUCUCUAACAUUGAGGUCAACCCCCGACCCGAUGAGAAGAAUGAGGGUGGUAUUAUAGUUGAAAUCAAGCUUAAAGAACUAGAACAAAAGACAGCUGAAGUUAGUACCGAGUGGAGCAUAGUUCCUGGACGGGGUGGGCGCCCCACGCUGGCUUCAAUCCAGCCUGGUGGAACUGUUUCCUUUGAACACAGGAACAUCAAAGGGCUAAAUAGAUCAAUACUUGGUUCAGUUACCACUAGCAACUUCCUAAACCCUCAGGAUGAUCUUGCCUUCAAGCUUGAGUAUGUGCAUCCUUACUUUGAUGGUGUAUAUAAUCCUCGUAACCGUUCUUUCCGAGCCAGCUGCUUUAACAGCCGGAAGCUGAGUCCAGUCUUCACUGGAGGGCCAGGAGUGGAUGACGUUCCUCCUAUAUGGGUUGAUCGAGCUGGCGUCAAAGCAAACAUUACAGAGAAUUUUACUCGCCAGAGCAAAUUUACAUAUGGACUUGUGAUGGAAGAGAUAACAACACGUGAUGAAAGCAGUCACAUUUCUCCACAUGGUCAAAGGAUGCUGCCAAGUGGUGGAAUUAUUGAUGGACCUCCAACCACUCUCAGUGGUACUGGCAUUGACCGAAUGGCAUUUCUGCAAGCAAAUAUCACACGUGAUAACACCAAGUUUGUAAAUGGAGCCAUAGUCGGUGAGAGAAAUGUGUUUCAAGUGGACCAAGGCCUGGGCAUAGGCAGCAAGUUCCCAUUCUUUAAUCGCCACCAGCUGACAUUGACACGCUUUAUCCAGUUGAAGCAAGUGGAGGAGGCUGCCAACAAACCACCACCCCCAGUACUUGUGCUUCAUGGCCACUAUGGUGGUUGUGUGGGAGACCUUCCCAGUUAUGAUGCUUUUACACUUGGAGGGCCAUAUUCUGUGAGGGGUUACAACAUGGGAGAAUUGGGGGCAGCCAGAAACAUCGUUGAGCUUGCUGCUGAGCUGCGCGUACCUGUGAGAAAUACACAUGUGUAUGCAUUUGCGGAGCAUGGAAAUGAUUUAGGAAGUUCAAAGGAUGUCAAAGGGAACCCAACAGAGGUUUACAGGCGGAUGGGUCAAGGUUCAUCAUAUGGUGUUGGUGUCAAGCUAGGUCUGGUACGGGCCGAGUAUGCUGUCGAUCAUAACUCUGGGACUGGUGCAGUGUUCUUCCGGUUUGGAGAGAGAUUUUGAGAUGGCUCUGUAGCUCUGAAAUUUUGUAUGGUAAAUUAAUACUAUUAGGUGUUUGAGAAGACUCAAAAAGCUUUUUAUUUUUUUAUUUUUUGCUUCAGUUGCUCAACGAGAUUCAUGGUUUAAUAAAUGUGAAAUUUUUAUUAAAGAACUAAAGUUACUCGCCCAUUAUUCUUUUCUCUGGCUCUGUAAGAACUAAGAAUUAUGAUGUUGGAUUGUCCAAUUAGUAAAUUCUCUAGUUUUUAAUGGUGUA